Molecule: messenger RNA, 1761 nt
Organism: Salvelinus namaycush (lake trout)
Lineage: Eukaryota; Metazoa; Chordata; Actinopteri; Salmoniformes; Salmonidae
Product: nuclear receptor subfamily 1 group D member 1-like
Exons: 8
Coding region: 1-1761 (586 amino acids)
Biological process (GO): negative regulation of transcription by RNA polymerase II; hormone-mediated signaling pathway; cell differentiation
Molecular function (GO): RNA polymerase II cis-regulatory region sequence-specific DNA binding; nuclear receptor activity; zinc ion binding
Source: RefSeq, a predicted model, not a curated record
AUGGACACUCCAGGUGGAGGUGUUAUUCUGUAUGCGCGCUCCUCAGGCAGCGGCAGCCCUAGCCCUGGCAGCCCGUCCAGUGGGUACCAGACCCAGUCCCCCUCCUCCACCCUCUCCCAGCCCUCCUCCCCAGAGGAGAUCACCUUCACAGAACUCGGGCCCCUGGGGUCCCUGAAGGGCCAGAGAGGGGGAGGAUGCACACCUCCAUCCUCCAAGCUGGUGUUCCACUUCCCAGAAGUCUACAAUGUGGCUACAUCAACGUCCACCCACCAGCACACAUACCAACACCCCAUCGCUGGGAAAAGGCCUAGUGGAUUCACAGGACCUUUCACCAAGACUGGUGGUAUGGUGCUCCUGUGUACAGUGUGUGGAGACAUUGCAUCUGGGUUCCACUACGGAGUGCACGCCUGUGAGGGUUGCAAGGGCUUCUUCCGUCGCAGCAUUCAGCAAAACAUCAACUACAAGAUGUGUGUGAAGAACGAGAACUGCCUCAUUAUGAGAAUGAACCGCAACCGCUGCCAACACUGUCGCUUCAAGAAAUGCCUCUCCGUGGGCAUGUCCAGAGAUGCUGUGCGUUUUGGCCGUAUCCCUAAGAGGGAGAAGCAGAGGCUUCUGGAUGAGAUGCAAAGCUACAUGAACAGCCUGAACGAGUCUAACACCAUGGACAUAGAGUCCUCCCCCAUCUCCGAAGCCCCUCCCAGCCCAGCAGAGGUUCCUUCCAAAGAGGCCAUCAGAGCCAUCUCACGGGCCUAUCAGGACAUCUCUUCCAGCAGCCAAGACAGGGCAGCCAAGAGGGAACUCAACAUCACCAACUUACCAACAACAUCUCUGUUCAAGAGCAACACAUCUCAGGAGACCAGCUACACCAAUGGCUCCUCCCACCUCGGGUCUGACUCCACCCAGGGGUACCAGUCCUGUCCUGCAGGCCUUGCCCCUCACUGCCCAGACACUAAUGACAACCACCAUACGUUCCCCUCUGUGGACAAAAGAAGCUAUAGUUGCCCCGCUACUUUGUCCAAUCAUGACCACGGACAGUCUAAUGUGGGCACACCUCAACGAGGCAGCUCGGCCAAUCACAACAGUUUCUCCAUGAAGGAAGAGACCCAAGAGCCCCAAAUUCAGACAUCCUGUCCGUGGAAAUUAGCUGCUGGAACCAAAGUGCUGGCCUGUCCUCUCAAUGCGUGUCCUGUAUCUGCGGCCAGUCGUUCUGGACAGCAGAUAUGGGAGUCUUUCUCCCAGUGUUUCACCCCGGCAGUGAGGGAAGUGGUGGAGUUCGCUAAGGGUAUCCCUGGCUUCCAGGAGCUCAGCCAGCACGACCAGGUCAUGCUGCUCAAAUCAGGCACCUUCCAGGUGUUGAUGGUGAGGUUCUGUACAAUGUUUAACCCUGAGGAGCGGACGGUGACCUUCCUGAAUGGCCAGACGUACCCUCUGUCCACCCUGCGGGCGCUGGGGAUGGGGGCGCUGCUCGACGCCAUCUUUGACUUCAGUGAGAAGCUGGGAACUCUGAGGCUGGAGCCUGAUGAGAUGGCUCUGUUCAUGGCCGUGGUGCUGGUCUCUGCAGACCUUUCUGGCAUCGUUGAUAUGGGGGCAGUAGAACAGCUCCAGGAGGGGUUAAUCCGUGCCCUGCAUUCCCUCAUCCACUGCCGUCGUCCUGAAGAGAGCGCGUCCAUCUUCCCCAAGCUGCUCCUGCACUUGCCCGAUCUGCGCACCCUCAACAACCUGCACUCCGACAAGCUGCUGGCCUUCCGGAUUGACUCAUGA